GUCCUACUCGGGUAGGAAACCUUCCUAACUACCUUCGCGAUUAUCAUUGUUUUCCUAUUUUUACUUCUUUACAUGAGCCUCAAUCAUAUCGAGAGGCCUCUGCUAAUCCUCUUUGGUAACAAGUUACGCAAGAUGAACUACAGGCUCUUCAAAACACUUGCAUGCUUGCUCAUCAAGGGUUUUACACAGGAGUAUGGAAUAAACUAUGAGGAAACAUUUGCUCCAGUUGCUCAUCUCACAUCUGUGCGCAAUUUGCUUGUUAUCAUUGCUAUACGAAGAUGGAAAUUGUUUCAGAUGGAUGUAAGAAAUGUUUUUCUUAAUGGUGACCUAGAAGAAGAAGUUUACAUGAAACCACCUCCUGGGCUCAACCAUCCUCCAAACAAGGUAUGCCGAUUGCGACAUGCAUUAUACAAGUUGAAGCAAUCCCCUCAAGCCUGGUAUGCAAAGUUAGUGCUACUAUGAGUGAGUUUGGUUUUAUUUUGAGUCCACAUGAUACAGCUUUGUUCAUUCAUAAAACUGCUUGGGGUAUGGUUCUUUUACUUCUUUAUGUUGAUGACAUGAUUAUUAUUGGAGAUGAUAUCGCAAGUGUUGAGAAGCUAAAACAAUCUCUUAGUUAGAAAUCUGAGAUGAAAGAUCUUGGUGUUCUAAGCUAUUUUUUGGGGCUUGAAGUCACCUCUUUAGAUGAUGGCUACUUGCUUUCUCAAGUAAAGUAUGCCUCCGAUC
Messenger RNA from Rubroshorea leprosula, 723 nucleotides. NCBI's taxonomy places the organism in Eukaryota, Viridiplantae, Streptophyta, Magnoliopsida, Malvales, Dipterocarpaceae. The record is from the annotation of a GenBank genome assembly.